AUGACAGCGCCUCAAAACCCCAUUACUAGAGCCAUUUGGGAUGGAACAUUACCCAUCAAAUUUUCUCUUGACAGCACAGAAGCAGCUGCAUUGGGUGCCAAAGCUAUAGUUGAACCUUAUUUUAUCGAGGCACCACGAUGCUCAUACUUCCCUUUGUGGACGAGUCAAAUAAGAAAAUACUUUGUGGAUAUGGCGCUGAACUUUAUUGGAGACGAUGCUGAUAUAUGGUAUGACGUUGACGGAACUCCACUGAAAUGCCCGCCACCUUUACCUUGGCCUGUAACAGUACAUUUCAAAAAUUUUCCUGCAGAUAAACUGAUAAGAGCACAGGCUAUUGAUGCAACGCAGGAUUUUUUCAUGUCAAUGAUUAAGGAAUAUCCUAAUUUUGAAAAAUUAUUCGAGUCUGUCACUAACGACAACUUCGCUAAUGCUUUAUGCAACGAGAAUAUUUAA
Messenger RNA from Racocetra fulgida, 453 nucleotides. The record is from the annotation of a GenBank genome assembly. NCBI's taxonomy places the organism in Eukaryota, Fungi, Glomeromycota, Glomeromycetes, Diversisporales, Gigasporaceae.